Messenger RNA from Aspergillus melleus, 3282 nucleotides. RefSeq lists its product as uncharacterized. The transcript is spliced from 2 exons. Gene Ontology annotation, molecular function: P-type proton-exporting transporter activity; ATP hydrolysis activity; ATP binding. The record is from RefSeq and is a predicted model, not a curated record. Gene Ontology annotation, cellular component: plasma membrane. Lineage: Eukaryota; Fungi; Ascomycota; Eurotiomycetes; Eurotiales; Aspergillaceae. The coding region runs from base 971 to 3079 and encodes 702 amino acids. Gene Ontology annotation, biological process: regulation of intracellular pH; proton export across plasma membrane.
GAAGCUAGUGAAGUAUGUUUCCACUUAUCGCGAGGGGCAGGGAGGCUCGGGCUCAGAGGAAGAGGAAGUGAAGCGAGUCUGGUAUGCUCCUUGGAAAAAGCGCAAAGUGCAUGUCAAGAACGUCGACCAGGACGCCCAGCAACUGCCGCCUGAAUGGCUGCUCACCGAUAUCCGUCAAGGUCUCCCCAGUGGCGAAGUCCCGGUCAGGCGUCGCCGGUCGGGAUGGAACGAACUGGUGUCGGAGAAAGAGAAUCCUAUCGCGAAGAUCUUGUCCUACUUCAGAGGUCCCAUUCUUUAUGGUAAGUCUGGCCCGUGCUUGUGCAAAUAGAUCAGUUUGUGGGUGUGGGAUUUCUAACCUUGGCCCUAGUGAUGGAGCUGGCGGUUCUCCUUGCUGCUGGGUUGGAGGACUGGGUUGAUUUUGGUGUUAUCAUCGGUAUCUUGUGUCUCAACGCUUCUGUUGGUUGGUACCAGGAAAAACAAGCCGCAGACGUUGUCGCUAGUCUGAAAGGUGAUAUUGCAAUGAGAGCAACCGUGAUCCGCGACGGCCAAGAACAAGAGAUUUUGGCUCGAGAGCUUGUCCCUGGUGAUGUGGUACGUAAUGCAAGGCUGGAUUGCCUCCAGAUACCGACCGCCUUCUAGCACCCAACUGGCAUUCGGACACUAAUAUAAGUGACAGAUAAUCAUUGGAGAGGGUCAAGUGGUGCCCGCCGAUUCUCGAGUUGUUUGUGACUUCAAGGACCCCAGCGGAUUCGAGGACUUCAAGAAUAUCCAGGACCAAGGUGAUCUCAGUAGCACGUCAGAGUCAGAUAUCGAUGAAGCCGGGAAUGAAGGCGGGGACGAAGAAGGCAAUGAGGAAAAGAAGGAAGAGGAUGCCGAAAAGCAACAACAAAAGACAAGAAAGCGAGGCUAUCCUAUUCUAGCUUGCGAUCACUCGGCCAUCACCGGGGAGUCCCUGGCGGUCGAUCGAUUCAUGGGCGAAAUGAUCUUCUACACGACUGGCUGUAAACGAGGUAAAGCCUACGCCAUUGUACAGGCCAGCGCGAGAAACUCGUUUGUCGGCAAGACGGCAAGCAUGGUUCAAGGAGCCCAAGGUGCUGGUCAUUUCGAAAUCGUCAUGGACAACAUCGGAACUUCUCUUCUGAUUCUGGUUAUGGCAUGGAUUUUGGCUGCCUGGAUUGGUGGUUUCUUCCGUCAUCUGCCAAUUGCUUCGCCUCGCCAGCAGACUCUUCUGCACUAUACCCUUGCUUUGCUGAUUGUUGGUGUUCCCGUCGGUCUUCCAGUGGUGACGACCACAACUAUGGCUGUUGGAGCCGCGUACCUCGCAAAGAAGAAGGCGAUCGUGCAGAAGCUCACGGCCAUCGAAUCGCUAGCGGGUGUGGACAUCUUGUGUUCCGACAAAACCGGCACGCUGACGGCCAAUAAACUUAGUAUUCGGAACCCUUAUGUCGCCGAGGGGGUGGACCCUGACUGGAUGUUUGCUGUGGCUGUUCUUGCAUCCUCGCAUAACAUUGACUCGCUGGAUCCGAUUGAUAAAGUGACCAUCCUUUCGCUAAGGCAAUAUCCCAAAGCAAGAGAGAUUCUCCGCCGGGGCUGGGAAACCGAGAAAUUCCAACCGUUUGACCCAGUGUCCAAGCGAAUUGUGACCGUUGCCACCUGCGAUGGUAUUAGAUACACCUGUACGAAGGGCGCUCCAAAGGCAGUGCUUCAACUAUCCAACUGCUCAAAAGAGACGGCGGAUCACUAUAAAGCAAAGACGCAGGAAUUUGCGCAUCGCGGAUUCCGGUCUUUGGGAGUUGCGGUGCAAAAGGAGGGAGAAGAUUGGACCUUGUUGGGUAUCCUUCCUAUGUUUGACCCCCCUCGAGAGGAUACGGCACAGACAAUUCAUGAAGCGCAGAACCUGGGUAUUAGUGUGAAAAUGCUUACUGGAGACGCCCUGGCUAUCGCUAAGGAAACCUGCAAAAUGCUGGCUCUCGGGACGAAAGUUUACAACUCAGACAAGUUGAUUCACGGCGGCCUGAGCGGAGCCAUGGCUGGUGACUUGGUUGAAAAAGCGGAUGGUUUCGCAGAGGUUUUCCCGGAACAUAAAUACCAAGUGGUGCAAAUGCUUCAAGAACGAGGUCAUUUGACGGCCAUGACCGGCGACGGUGUGAAUGAUGCACCAUCAUUAAAGAAGGCGGAUUGCGGUAUUGCCGUCGAGGGUGCUUCAGAGGCAGCGCAAUCGGCCUCGGACAUUGUUUUCUUGGAACCGGGACUUUCGACCAUUAUUGACUCGAUCAAGGUCGCGCGCCAGAUUUUCCAUCGCAUGAAAGCAUAUAUUCAGUAUCGAAUUGCCCUUUGCUUGCAUCUGGAAAUCUAUUUGGUCACCUCUAUGAUCAUCAUUAACGAAAGUAUACGGGUUGAGCUGAUCGUUUUCCUCGCCCUUUUCGCCGAUUUGGCAACUGUUGCGGUGGCGUAUGACAAUGCGUCUUUCGAACUGCGACCCGUUCAAUGGCAACUUCCUAAGAUUUGGUUUAUCUCGGUGCUUCUGGGUGUUUUGCUCGCACUGGGAACGUGGGUUGUUCGAGGCAGCAUGUUCCUUCCCUCAGGUGGUAUUAUUCAGAACUGGGGAUCAAUCCAAGAAGUUCUGUUCCUCGAGGUGGCUCUCACGGAGAAUUGGCUCAUCUUCGUCACGCGCGGUGCCGACACCUGGCCAUCCAUCCACUUGGUUACGGCGAUUCUAGGCGUGGAUAUCCUUGCGACCAUCUUCUGCCUGUUCGGUUGGUUCAGUAACGAAACCAUGCCCACCAACCCAGCGACCAAGUUCGUCGAGACCACGAACGGAUGGACCGAUAUCGUCACAGUGGUUCGCGUGUGGGGUUACUCCCUGGGUGUGGAGAUCGUCAUUGCCCUGGUAUACUUCAUGCUGAACAAGUUCAAGUGGCUAGAUGAUCUCGGCCGUGCCAAGCGAGACAAGAACGCGCUCAAGUUCGAGAACCUGCUGGGUCACCUUGCCCGUCUGACGGUCGAAUACGAGAAGCCCGGCGAACCACCGGGCCGGUUCUUUUUGGCUACCAGCAAGGAGGAGGAAGAGGUCGAGUGAUUUUGAUGAUGAGACGAUUGAAGUGUUUGGACCAGAGUACAAGGUAUGGAUGGAGCUGUUGAGUAUACAUAUUAUCGUCGAGGAUUCGGACGGGCGUUUUUGAAGGGAAAGAAAAAAAAUUCGAUAAACCUUGUUUUUGUUUGCUGUGAUACUCUUUGAAGGCAAGGGGGGGGGCUUAGCUUUUGCGAUAUAUCUUUUUUAAC